Messenger RNA from Podarcis lilfordi (Lilford's wall lizard), 25794 nucleotides. The record is from the annotation of a GenBank genome assembly. Lineage: Eukaryota; Metazoa; Chordata; Lepidosauria; Squamata; Lacertidae.
AGUGACGCUCGGAGCGUUCGCAAGAGCUGCUUGGGGGAGGGGGCUUUCGGAGUGUCCCACCCCCUCCCGCCUGCCUUACCCUGGCUCCCUCCCACCGCAGCCGCUAGGGGGGGGGGCGGAGCCACAGAGCUUAUAGACAACGUGCGUGCGUGCGUUGCGUGUGAGAGCAGGACUGCGCGCGCACCGCGGGAACCCGCAGAAAUGGGAAUCUCGCGAGACGCUUUCCCGCCUCCCCUUCCUCUGGACGGGACAGGAUCUUUCGAGAUCUCUCUCUCUCUUUCUCUCCCCGGCUGCCUCUUGUAGCGCCCGCCCUCCCUUCCUCCUCCUCGCGAGGAGGCAGCCACAGCCGCGCGCGCCGCUGCCGCCGCCACUCAUUUAAAACUGCCCCAGCGGCCGCUCUGUGAAGCGAACCGAGAGGCUGAGGAGGAAGCCUGCCCCUGUCCCUGGCCUGCCUAGCCGGCCCUCGCGGCGAGCUUCCUCCCUUCCCUCGGGGGCCCCUCAGGCCGCCUCGCUGCGUCUCCGCCUUCGCCCCCUUUCGCCGCCGCCUUCGCCCCCCUCAGGCUCAGCAUGUCGGUGGUGGGCAUCGACCUGGGCUUCCAGAGCUGCUAUGUGGCCGUGGCCCGAGCGGGAGGCAUCGAGACCAUCGCCAACGAGUACAGCGACCGCUGCACCCCGUGAGUAACGGCGGGGAGGGAGGGCGGGCGAGUGUCGGGGGGACGGACGACGACGAAUGGGGAGAAGGGCUUCCUCGGGGAGGGGGCGGCGGCGUGGGAGAGGCUCCGGGGAGGGAAGCAGCGCAGUUGCGGCUAACUUGUCACGCCGGAUCAUCCCAAGGAGCCAAGUAUGCGGGGCCUAGAGGAAAGGGCCGGCUCUCAUUCAGAUUCCCCUUUGCCUUCCCCUCCCCGCCCUCCUUUGUUGAGGUGGGAGAGUCUUUGCGACACAUUUUUUCCCCUCAAAGAAAAAAAGGGAAGAAAGCGGAGGCUGAAGGUUUAAUCUAUGAGUAAGACGAGCCCCUCCGCCGAGAAGGAGGAGGAGGAAGUACCUUUCUCUUCCCCACCCCUCUCCUUCCCCACGUGCGUGCGCUCGGGGAUGGUGCAUUAAUGGUUGGAGGCGACCAGCCGGGGGAAGCUGCGCUACCGCUUUGCGCAGAGGGGGCCAACCGGGAGGAGGCGGGAUCUCGUGCUCUGCGUUCGUGGGGUUGCAAAAUGCAGCCCAUGUCGAAGAGUCAUUCGUUGUUUGUUUCGGGAAUAUAGUUCUGUGUUGCUCCCAUACUGUCCUUUGCUAUUCUUGUGUGUCUGCUUUAAAUGCCUGAAACCAUCUGUGAGUUGAUAAUUGACCUGCUUUCGGAUUUGUAAAUUCUCCCCAUAAGGAUGGCUUUCUCAAAUGGUAUGUAUAUCUCUGCAUGGUGCCGACUUGUGGGUCCUUCUGGUGUCAGCUGUGACAGCAGAAGCCAAAAUAUUUGCCUAUGUAUUUGGGUGAAGAGCUGAGAGGCUUGUGUUAAAAACCACAACUAAAGCUCUUCCCAAAAAGGUGAGGCAGCAAAACACAUGCAUUAUUGGGAAAUAAAAUUGCAAAUGUUGCUGAGGCCAGCAGUUCUCAGCUGGUAUGAAUUCUGAGUUUGCUUGUUUGGUCGCCUUCUCUUGUUGUAUUUUUGGGAUAGUUUUCUUAUGCACCACACACAAACUUCUAAAUCAAAUAGCAGUAUGACAUUACAGUGCUUUUUUGCUUUUUUAUUGAAAACUCACCAAAGUGUCACAUAGUUGUGGCAAGUUUGAUUUUCAGAGUGGUCCCAAUAAAGGCGUGUCCCAUUAUGGUAUUUUAAUCGAUCAACAUGGCUACUUUUCUUUUUAUUGUCUGGUGAGCUUUGAAUAUCUCAACACCAACCAUGGUCAAGAAUGCCUGUGUUCCUUUAGGAGGAAGGGUAAGAUAUAAAUUGAUGCAGAAUUCGGCAACCAGGUUGUUCACUGGAGCAAGACAGUUUGAGCAAAUUACACCAAUCAUGCCCCGACUUUACUGGCUGCCAGUGAGUUUCUGGGCCCAAUUCAAAAUGCUGGUUUUGACCUAUAGAACCAUAAAUGGCUCAGGACAACAAUACCUCAAAGACUGCCUCUCCCCAUAUGAAUGGGUCUGGAUCCAGGGGUCAUCAUCUGAGGCAUUCUUCGUUUGCCUCCCCCAUGAGAAGUCCAUUGGGUGAUAACAUGAGUACAGUGGCUUCCCUUUUGAGGAAUGCUCUGCUGGGGGAAGUUCUCCUGGUGCCUUCAUUAUACAACUUUAGGUGCCAGGCAAGAACAUUCUUCUUCAACCAGGCCUUUUGCUGACAUCCUAUAUCCUUUUAAAGGUGUGAAGGGGAAGGCGUUGCUGGCAGCAUUCAAAACGCCCAUUGUUCUAGGUGCAGGGCUUGUUCUAGGUGCAUUUUGCGACAGGGAAUUUCAUUAAUGUGAGAAGUUUCUGAGCUCUGGGAGCAGUACUGCACUUAAGAUUUCAGAUUAAAACUGCCACUGCUGGAACAAAAGGAGGACCUUUUCCUGCCUCCCCACUUCCAGCUACUCUCUGAGGACUGAAGAAGGGACCCUCAUAAGAAUAUUAAGGGGGCAGGCAGGGGAAGUAUGAUUUUGGUUUUUGCAGUCUUCAGAUGAGCACUAGACCAUGUGAAAAAUGAAUAUAAGAUUUUAGCUGCAGUUCAUUCAUUACAGUAUCAUCUUUGUAUUCUUGUUAUAUAAGAAGUACCCCUAGACAUUCUGUUGUGGUGCCCAUAACCUAGGUUAAGGUACCAUUUAGCUUUCAUAUCUCAGUUUUUAACACUGGUUGCUGGUUUGUUUUGUUUUUAUUAUGUAUUUUAUGUUUUUAAAUAGGUCAGUAUUAAUCAUAUUGCAGAUAUUAGUUGUGAGUGAGUUAGUGAGAAUUGACUUGCCUACCUAGUAAGCCUGCAAUUGAGGUGAAUUUUGAAAUUGUGACCGUGGCUCAUAUCAGCUCUUGGUACCAACGUUUUAGAACUUGCUAAAAAUUGGUUUUUUAUCCCACGGGAGGCCAGUUGUACAUGGAAGCUAAACUUUCAGAAUGUCAAAUAGAUUGUCUUAACUACAGUACUUAGUGAGCCAGGAACAGGUAUACAGGCAACUCCCUGUUGGCGCGGGGAUUAUGUUCUGCGUCACUACGUGUGUCAGCCAGUGUUUGAAAUUAGCCAGGUAGCUCUCGGCCACUUGCUACCAAGUGAAGAUGCCUGGGUGCUACGAUGGCACGUGACCUGACAUCUCCACCAUCUGGAGGUGCAUGCCUAGGGAUCAUUGGAGCUUGACAGUUUUCACACACUAAUACCACAUCCUGUAGAAUUCUAUCAGUUAUAGUUAUCUGCACAAUCAUAAUAAAUUUCAGGAACCAAAAUGCUUUUUCUGUGCAGCCUGAGAGGGAGUAGUGAACAACAUUAUAGUUAGAGUAAUUUUUGUAGCUUGUCUUCACUUAACCCAACCCACUACCCUGCUCACAGUUGUGAAGAACAUUCAUACGUUAUAAAUGGUCAGUGUCAUCAUUAAGAAAAAGAGACUUUUCUUCAAGUUUUCAAAGUUUUCAAAGUUCUUAACCUAGCUCAAGGUUGUCAUCUCAACCAGCCAGAUGUUUAAACUGAUAAUCAAUCAGUCAGUCCAUCAUUUGAAAAUGCCCCCAAAUGGCAACUAGACAUUCCAUUUUGGCAACUGUAACCUGGUUUAAGGAGCCAUUUGGCCCCUAGCUUAUAUAUAUAUCUGAGUUUUUAACGCUGCUCCUGAGCCUCAAGUUGAUAGCAAAGGAUCCAGGAGUACCCCAAGCUACGCACCCACUCCUUCAGAGGGGGCGUAACCCCAUCAAGAGCAGGUGACCUCAAAUCCAUCCAGUCUAAGGAACCACCUGCUAACAGUGCCUCAGUCUUAAUGGGAUUGAGCUUCAGUUUGUUGGUCUCAUUGCAAUGGAAAUGAUGUAUCAAAGAACCUAAGAACUUUAAAAGUCUUGUAUUCAUUUACUUAUUUCUGAGACUUGUAUCCUAUCAUUCAGUGUCUGAUACUUUUUCUGAGGGUGGCAUACAAAAUAAAUACAAGUAAGUUGCUAUUAAGCCUUUCUAAAACUGGUUUUUGCAAUUAAAUUUGCACUAUCUGGUAAUCUUUUGAAUUCCUAACACUUAAAUUGUGGUGGGGAAUGGCCUAAAUUUCAAGCAAAACAAGGAGAAAGACAAUCCACGUGCAAUUUGCUUGAAACAAACUAUUCUUAAAUAGGGAAGAAAUGUUAACAUCUGAUAAGUUGUGAUUUAUGAACAGUUGAGGGCAAUAUAGUGUUACCUUAGAUUCUGGGUGAUGUCAGUGCUUUUUUAUGGUUUCUGUUUUUAUUGCCUUUUAUAGUGCACUUGAGGCACUGCUAAUGUUGCAUAGUUUAUUUGAGUAUGCUACCAAGAUGGAGAUUGCUGUCUGCCUUGGAAUUGCUGUUACCAAAAUGAUGGCACUAUGGCGCUAUUUUCAAGAGCUAAUUUGUGUUUAGGCACAAUUUUAUUCUAGGAUCUCCUUUUGUGAGAUACUGUAUCCGUCUCAGUACACUGCUGAAAGGGGCUUGGAUGUGUCUCAUUGUGUCCACAUCAUACCCUCUGACCAUCAUACCCUCUAACCACAGUUUGCAUGGUGGUCUCUGCAAUUAGGGCUGUCGUUGUGUGUUACUAGACCCUUAGUAGGCUAGUUAAAAAAUGCUGUUUUUUAUGGGCUUAUUUACAAGGUUAAUGUAAUACAGGCUCCCCCCCCCCCUUUAGCAUAAUUGAUUUGUGCAUGACCGCCUAUAUGCACAGUGCCAAGAAAUAAUUUAAUGAUUUGAUUGAAACCUUAAAAUGGUGGAAGAGAGCUGGAGAGUUCUCAUGGUGCAUGAGGAGAACCCUUCCCGGAGCCCAAAGAGGACAUCAGUGAGGACAGAGGAAGUCCCAAAAAGGAGGCACCGUGGGGCUUUAUUUACACUGCCCAGCCUUCCCUCCUGAUGUGUGGGGUAGUGCAGCAGCAUGGCCUCCCGCUAGCCCCAGAGCUUCAAUUCCAGUUGUGGAUAUUUUUGGAUACAGUAUUUUUGGUAUGGAUUGAAGAGAGACAGAUAGGGUUUUUAAAGGGUAUUUAGAGGGUGCUCCCCACGCAAUUUUGAUUAUGUGUUUGGGGGCCUGGAAUAUAACCUCCACUAAGUGGGGAGUUGUCUGAAUUUGUCUAGAAAGAACCUUUACUCACCCUGUGCAGAUGCAAGACUGGUGCAUGUUUAAUGUCAUCAUGGCCUUUGCUGUUAGUCUGACAUUGUAGGUUUACCCUGAGAAACUGGUUGGUAGAGGAACUCAUCUCUUUUGUAAUUACUAGCAUUAGUUUGUAAAACUUGCCAUGUACAGGAAAAGUACCGUAUUUUUCACCCCAUAGGGCGCACCUAGUUUUGGGGGAGGGGGGAAAUAAAGAAAAAAAAUUAUUCCCCCCAGGCGCGGGGCUGGGCGGGGGAAGCCUGAGCUGACCCCAGCCCCCAGAACAGGCUGCUGUCUGCAAGCCUAGGGAGCCCGGCGUGACGUCGCGCCGGGCUCCCAUGGCUUGCGGAGAGCUGCCCGAAGCCCGUGGUGCGCUCCGCUGCGCGCCCCAGGCUUCGGAUGCAGGCAACUCUCAGCAAGCCGUGGGAGCCCGGCGGGAACUCCCGUGGGCCCCCAAGGCUUGCGGAUCGCUUCCUGAAGCCUGGAGAGUGAGAGGGUUUGGUGCGCACCGACCCCUCUCACUCUCCAGGCUUCAGCGAAAGCCUGCAUUUGCCCCAUAGGACGCACACACAUUUCCCCUUCAUUUUUGGAGGGGGAAAAGUGCGUCCUAUAGGGCGAAAAAUAUGGUAUAUAUUUUGAAUAUGUUAGUAAAUAUGUAGUGAUGAAAUAAAAAUGGUUAGAAACAUAUUAACUAAAGUAAUGUCAUCAAUGCCAGAAAAAAAUUGCAUGGGCUCAAAAUGCAUGUAUACAGAACAGACCUUCUGUUUUACAUCUAAAGGUUUUUUUCAACAAUUAUUGAGUCAUGCAAGUUAUAAAUAAAAAGUCCUUUGUUUGCUUGGAACACAGGGGCAGUUCUGGCAAGUGAGGUGUAUUCAUAGCAGUAAGUUGCAUGGUUGUCAUUAAAACUGAUAACAAAACACCCUGCCAGUUUGGAAGAAGUUGUGCAUAGGUUAGUUCAAAGGUGACAUAAAAUCAAAUCUCAUCAGAUAGUGAUUUAUCCAUGACAACUGAGUUAUUGUCAGCUCUUCCACCCACUACCCACCUCCUACUGAUCUAGUACAGAACACUGGAUUCGUGUGUGCUUCUGUAUGCAUUAGGCCAGAUAUAAUUUGGGACAGGCCCAUGAAAUCCCAAGUCACCCCACAUAUAGUGGCCUUGGCAUAUAUGUUGAAGUCCCCCAAGGCCAAAAGCCCCCAAGGCUUGGCCAGGGAGACUGUUAUGCAGCAACAUAGGUGGUAUCCUUAACAGAAUCUCAGUCCUGUUAACAUAUCCUUGCCUGACACAUUCACUGCCAUAGCCAUAUUCUGUUUCGUAUUACCUGUAUAAUUACUGUACAUGUCCUUGUAAUGGCUUGAUAUUCAUUUCUCUUUGAAAUGAAUCCCCAAUUCAGUGGACAUAACUAACUUUAUUUUGACUUUAAGAGCCAAUCACUAAACUAGCAUAAAAAGCAAUAUAAAUAAGUAUGGUAUCAUUGUUCAAGAAUAUGCAGAUAGUGGCCUAAAUGUUUACCCAUGAAAAGUGUUGCACCCUGGGAAUCGCUCAAUUGAACAAUAUAAAUAAAUUUCCUUUAUUUUGAAUAUUUGUAUCAUAAUAAAGCUAUAUCUAGUUUAAGGGGGGGUGAGUGGAUUUACUACUUCUGUAGCAUCGAACAUAGUAUUAUAUUAAAAUGCAGUGUGCCAGUAUCAAGCAGUAUGUGUAAAAUCAGGGUUUAUUGCCUUAUUCUGAUGGAUAUAUUUUAAAGGGUCAUUAAUCUGUGUACUUGAUAGUUUAGAAACAACAGGCAGCACAGUCUUGCUAUUUUGCAAAGUUAUUUUUCAGUAUUCUUGUGAUUUCAAUGUUUGAAAUAGUCUAAUGAAGCAACAUCUUUCUACACAGGAACCAAUAGUGUUGAUAUUAACUUGGCUUCACCAGAUGGGGCUUUUGUGCCCCUGUUACUUCAGCACUCCCCCAAUCUUCAGGAAUAGAUUUUUGGGUAACCCUUGGGAAGGGUGUGGGGGAAUCACCCUUGUGCAAACAGAAGGGGAACUUAGGAUCCAAACUGAUAAUGCAAUGAAUAAUCGUUAUAAUAUGCUUGCUUUAGCAGUAAAAGUUCAUCCCUGAGAUAAAGGAGACAAUAACAGCUUAGAAGAAGGUUGUGGGUGGAUUGUGUUAAUAUUUUAAUUCAGAAUAAAGGCAUUCAUAACAAGUAGAUGUCAAGGAAAUAAACAACUGUCUGAUUUUUAGAAGACAUCUGAAGGCAGCCCUGUAUCGGGAAGUUUUUAUUUUGAUGUUGUAGUAUGUUUUGAAAUAUGCUGUGAGCUGCCCAGAGUGGCUGAGGAAACCCAGCCAGAUGGAUAGGGUAUAAAUAAUAAAAAUAUUAUUAGUGGCUGUAUUCCAUAGAAGUGAGCUAUUGGUGGCAAUUUUAACUUUACCUAGCUGAUAGAAAACCUCUUACAAAAGAUCUGGUAUUAAAGCAGAUAUUUGUAAAUGGAUCCCUUUGAUUAUAAUGUUUUCACAUCAGGAUAAAUUGAUUUAUUUCAACCUGUGUCUUAUAACUGAACAUGUUCUUCUCAUUGUAGGUCGUGUAUCUCCUUUGGACCCAAGAAUCGUUCAAUUGGAGCUGCAGCUAAAAGCCAAGUAAGGAUUUUUUUUUGUAUUUGGAAAUAAUUAAUAGAAUCACCGAUAUAAUAACGAGGACAGUAGUAAAAAAAAACCCCACACACAAAAAUACUGAAAGCAGAAUUUCAUAAUGCAGUUUUAUUAAAUAUUUUCUGCUGGCUGUAUUGAUUUGACUUUUUAAUGUGUGUGUAUGCUGUAUGCACUCUGUACUGUACUGUAUAGCUGUGUUGCAUGUCAUGAUAAACUGGCUGUGGCUGAUGGAAGUUAGAGCCUAAAAUACCUGGAGGACACCAGGUUGGUGAAGACUGAUAUACAAGAUAAAUUAAAGAAUGUGCCUGCUCUUGUUAGGGCAGUGCUAGGGGCCAGAGUUGCUCUGGGAGCUUAAGGAGUUAUUGAGCCCUUUUCCCAUUGAGAAACACUAGUUGUGGCUACUAACUUUUGGCAGAUGAUUUGGCCUGCUUUCUGAGCUAAAGCAGGAGAAUGAGAUCUCUGUGCUCCCCAGUGCUGGAGCAUAGUGCCCAGUUCUAUGAUCAAACUGUACUAGAGAAUUCAAAUAGAAUAAAUCUCAUUAUUUACUGAUAGAAAGCUAAUUGUAAAUGUAAAUUUCCUGAGGAGCAUGUUAAUAGAAUUAUCAAGAAUAUGCACAGCUGUCAACUUUUCCCUUUUCUUGCGAGGAAUCCUAUUUGGAAUAAGGGAAUUUCCCUUUAAAAAAGGGAAACGUUGACAGCUAUGAAUGUGUAAGGGUAGUAUCUUUUAUAUGCCACUUCCAGUAGAUUUUCAAAUGGUUAUUGCUGGCUUCUGAUUGCUUUUGUGAUAUCCCCCCCCCCCCCCCCGGAAAUGCACUUGUUGCUUUAUAUAUAACACGGAAGAACAAAUUAGCUAUAAAGUAUGAUUCAUCAGGAAGUAUUAGAAAUCUUCUAUGUUACAAGAUGAAACUAAACUUUUUUUUUUUUUAAAGGUAAUUUCAAAUGCAAAGAAUACUGUACAAGGUUUUAAAAGAUUUCAUGGCCGUGCAUUGUCGGAUCCCUUUGUUCAAGAUGAAAAAGCAAAGCUUGCUUAUGAACUUGUCCAGCUUCCCUCACACUCAGCUGGCAUCAAGGUGAGUUAGUAUGUAUGUGUGCAUUCAAACACACAUAUCAAUAUGCACAUUAUAGUGCCCCCUCCACGCGGUGAUGUUUGAUAGAAGUAAAAACAGUAGAAUCCUUUUGGAAAAUAUCGAAAAACAGAUAUGGAUGUGGUUUACUUCCUUUAGAUGUUAUUCUGAUCAACACUAGAAAUGCUUAGGGCUUUCUUGAAUGUUGCAACAUUAAAAUGUGUUUGCUUUGUUUUAUAUUUCCACUAAGGUUAUGUAUAUGGAAGAAGAACGAAAUUUCACCAUAGAGCAGAUGACAGGAAUGCUGCUCACUAAACUAAAAGAAACUGCAGAGAACGCGCUUAAAAAACCUGUAGUUGACUGUGUUGUAUCUGUAAGUAGACAAUAUUUGCCUUAGUUUCUGUAUGGAUCUUUUGUAAAUGGAAAGAGUAUAAUGGAAUUUCAAUCAUAUUGAAUGGGCACUUUGUCCCUCUGAAUUUGGUUAACAUGAAAAUCUCCUAACUAGAUUUUAAUUCCUGUUAUUUUAGGAAUCUUUCGUUUUCUCUAAGUUGCAACCAGAUUUCUUCGUUCUACUUAAGAGUACAAUUAGGCAAAUAUUUGAUCUAGAAAACCAUUGUUUAAGUUAUCACAUCUCGUCUAACAUUAUUGAUAAGAGUUCAUCUGAGACUCAUUAGUGUUGGACAAGAUGACUCACCUUCAUUACGUAACAGUAAUAGUAGGGGAAAGAGAGGUGUCAUUUACAAGUUUACAAUUGGUCUGCAGAUAUGGCAGGGGCAGUUGAAUUUCAACUGGAGCUUCUGGGAAAGGCAAAGGAAUAAAAAUGCAUUUUGUCGUUUCAAAGCUAUGUGGAGGUCUGCAGGCGCUCUGCUUUUCUGGUGUUAGGAGCUCCCAGCAAGGGCAGAGCCAAAGCUAGCCUUUAAUUUUCCAGCUUAGAGCUGGAAGGAGGCUGUUAUGCUAUGGUAUUCACAUACCCCAAGUUUAAGUUUGGAAUUUCAGAAGUGCAGCAUAUGUAGUCAAGUACAAAACUUACAUGGAAGGAGGGUCCUCGUCCAAAUGUUUGGCUUCCAAGAGCUGCCAAACUCUGUGAACCUCUGCUUAAUAUUGCAGCUUCCGUCAAUAUUAUUCUGGAAACCAGCCUGUGUGAUUUCACCCUGUAGUAAAAAAGAGAGUUGGUUUGGGGUAAGAGAUGACUAGUAUUUUACUAAUAAAAAAGUAUUAUUAUUUAUUUUGUAUACUGUCCUUCAUCUGAAGAUCACAGGACAGUUCAUAACAUAAAAAUACAGAGAACAGAAAAUACAGAAUAAAACAAACAAACCAAUAACCCCCUCCCACAAACACAUUAUAAUGUGUUGCUGUUACUGUAAACGGCAGUUUAGUUAAAAAAUAUGUAUCCCAGAAUUUGAAAAACUUUUUGUUAGACUUUAUUUUGGAAAAUUAGUUGCUGUAAAAAUAUGCUUUUGUCUCUCUUUCAGGUUCCUUGUUUCUAUACAGAUGCAGAGCGGAGAUCUGUGAUGGAUGCUACACAAAUUGCUGGACUCAACUGCUUGCGAUUAAUUAAUGAAACUACAGCAGGUGACUACUUAAUUGAAAUAAAUACAGUGUGAUGGCUGUUUCCAUACAGCUUAAAUCAUUCAGGUUCUUUUGUAUUAGGUUUGAAGGGUUUACCUGCUUUAUUGUUGGUGCUGAAGGGUGAAAUCAUUUCCAGACACUGGCUGAAAACUUUAAUUUUCGACUUGGGGCUGGCUCACACAUGAAUGAACAUCACUUGCUUGCUCAACUUUUUAUGGCUAUUUCUGUAGAAAGGUUUUGAGUUGGCACUGGGUGAAAUGAAAGUUCUGUCUGGUAAUAAAGCUUUGAUGGCUUAUUCAUACAUGGUCAUCACUUGAUGACAGUCAAUGCAAGGUGAGCAUUCGUAUGUGAACUUGUUCUCUGGAUGCACCAGAAGCAUGUAAGAAACAUGUAAGACAUGCUUAGAUUAAAAGGUUUGAGGAAAACGAAUGCUUCUGUUUUGUAGUUUUAUUUGGAACUUUGCAAAGCAAUUAAUAUUAAGACUUGUUUGAGAAAAAUAAAGAAGCAUCCAGAAUCCCAAGGGAAUCUUUAUGGAAGCAUCUAAUGAGUUUAUAGGGUAAGGAUGGGGAACCUGUUUCCCUCCAGAUGUUUCUGGACUACAACUCCCCAUCAUCCAUGACUAUUGACCAUACUUGCUGGGGUUUAUGGGAGUUAUAGUACAACAGUAUUUGAGGGCCACGGGUUCUCCGCCUCUGUUAUACAGUAUAGCAUUUGUGCUUUGAUAGCUUGGCUUUCUAAUAAUUUGCAGCCAUAUAAAGUUUUAUAUAAUUGUUGCAGCUACAUAAUUGGGGGGAAAUUGUUUCGUUUAAAAAUAAUGUAUCUAGCUAGGAAUGAAGAUGUAUUUCACUCAUAGUGAACUGAAUUCUCUCUAGUUGCUCUGGCAUAUGGGAUCUAUAAACAAGAUCUGCCUUCAUUAGAAGAGAAGCCAAGAAACGUUGUGUUUGUUGACAUAGGCCAUUCGGCAUAUCAAGUUUCAGUAUGUGCAUUCAACAAGGGAAAAUUAAAGGUAAGUAAAGCUAUGCACUUAUUUUAAUAAUAGAAUAUAUUAGUGUUUUUAUGGAGCAGUCAAGUAAUUUCGUUGUCCCCGAAGGGGGCAAUGACAAUAAAGACAUUAUUAUUAUUAUUAUUAUUAUUAUUAUUAUUAUUAUUAUUAUUAUAUUGAUUUUCUGGUAUACAAAAUGUUAGAGUCAAGAAGCAUUGCUAUGUCAAGAUAACAAACUGAGUCAUUAAAUACAUGUAAUGUUUUAGUAGUUGCUGCUCUGUCAUCACUUCUGCAAAAGAAUACAAAAGUGUGAUGGAUCAGGCCAUUAUUCCAUCUAGUCCAGUAUCUUUUUCUCAUAGUGGUCAAGCAGAUACCUAUGGGAAGCACAACAGCACUUUCCCCUCCUGCAGUUCCCAACAACUGGUAUUCAGAAACAUAUGGUCUCCAGCAGUGGCAUGUAUUCUGCUUAAAAGAAAACUAAUGAAAGGUGUUAAGGUUUUUUUUUUGGUAGAUAAUGCAUUCUCCAUAAAUGAAGUCAGUCCACUUUUUUCACUGUGCCUCUUAUGGUAUCUCAUCUUUCUUGUAAAGAUGUCUGGAUUGACUCCAGUGUCAGAAAUGCACUGUUUGCACAGGCAGUCAUAAAGUACUCGUCUUAAAAGUGGCAGUGAGAGAGGGUUCAGCAGCUGGUGUUCAAGCUAAGCUUUCUUCUCCCUGCCUCCAGUUGUUACCAGAGCACUAGUCGAUAGCCAUAUUGUUAUCCAGCGGUUUUCAACCUUUUUGAGUCCACAGCUCCCUUGACCAACUACAUUGUUUCUGUGGCACCCCUGUGGGGCUCAGGAGCCCAGUUAUGUCACCCCUUGCUUUCAGAGCUGGAAGCUUCUCACCCUUUUUUCAAACACCUUCCCUUGUGGCGUGUUCCCUCAGCACCCCUUACCAUCAUUCAAGGUACCCCAGGGUGUCACGGCACACUGGUUGAAAACCACUGAUCUAAACCAUUUGUGAGGGUCGCCUGAGAAGUGGUGGAUAAAUAACAAAUAUGUAAUGUCCCAUUGGUGUUCAAACCUGUCAUAUUCUUAUUCCAAAAAAAAUUUCAUCAAAAAAUAUGUAACAGACUUUGCACACAACAAUGUGUAGGCAACUGCUUCAUUGCCUUGUCAGAACAACUCAGUAGCGGUUCAUAUAUAGAAGGCUAUAUAUUCCUUCAGGGGUUCACCCAUAAAAAAAAUAACAGCUGAUUGGAUGCCUAACUUCUGUGCCUUCAGUGACUCACACAUUUAGUUUAGCUAUCAUUUCAAAGAAUGUUGGUUUUGAAAGGUCUCUGAGUCUGGGUGAAACUUGGAUGCCUUCCCUGAAGAGGUUCUAUGAAAUAAUGGUAGCCACAUUAAAUGUAUGAAUGGCAACUUUGAGUUGUAUGCAGUGAAGCCAUCACUCUUGAACAAGGACUUCCACUUGCACAAUGAAACUUCUCCAUCGCUUCUCUUCCCUGUGCCCUCAAAAUCUGUUCUGGGGGUUCCCCCAACUAACUGAAGCAGAUUUGGAGGGGAGGAGAGGGAGGGGAAAUUCCAUUGUGCAAUUGGAAGUCCUUGUGUGAGUGGGUUGACUUGGGUGAAUAUGACUUUGUGGUUGGCCAGGUUGCAUGCUGACACAGACGACAUGGAAGUGGAUAGGCUGGUGUAAAGCUUUCCACAUGCUGGUAAUUUUCUCUCACACCUGAGCGUCCUGUUAGUGGUCUGUAGAUAGUAGGGAUGUUGUAUAACUCUGUACAACGUUCUGUGUUACAAUAAAUAAUAACAAUGUGAUAGUUUGUAAACCAGGCACUGAUUUGAGUGAAAUGCCAGUUUGAGCUAAUCAAAUCAUUAGUGAUUUAGAAUAUCGAAAAGGUUUUCUAUUGGGAAUAGUACCAGGAAGCCUAAAGGAAGAAGACAAGACCCUAUAUUUAUACGCAACAGUAGCCGCAAGGCUAUUGUUUGCGAAAAACUGGAAAAGUGGUAUUGUACCAACAAAAAUAGAGUGGCUUGCCAAAUUAUUGGAGUACUACAAUAUAUCCAAAACAAUGGGAGAAAUUGGAAGGAUCUCAAAAGAGAAGAUAGAUAGGGACUGGAAGGUGUUUAAAAGAUACUUGCAAAACCAUAUCGAAAAAUCAGAACUCCUAUUAGAAUAAACAAGUUCCGUUUCAAACACUGAAAUACUGAAUAAGAUGGAUAACAACGUGUAAUAGAAAAAGAAGUAUGAAAUUAGGCUAAAGGUGUGUGAAAGAAAGUAAUAGAAGUGGAAAGAAAUUGCAAUUGAGUAGAUUGGAAGUCUAACACAAAGGUGGGGUGAGGGGUGGUGGAUGGUGAUGGGAAAAGGAAUUAUUUGUGGGAUUGAGUGUAAGUAUGUUUGAACACUUUUAAGGAUUGUAUGAAAUGUAUGUUUGUAUGCUUGUAUAUCUGUAAUAUAUGUGGAUUAAUGAACUAUUUUAACAAUAAAAUUUUAAAAAAUAUAAAAUAAAAAAAAUUGAAAAGUAAUCUUAUUUAACUGAGAUACUUUAUGCCUUCUCUUGUAAAGGUACUUGCAACAGCAUUUGACACGGUACUUGGUGGCAGGAAAUUUGAUGAAGUAUUAGUAAAUUAUUUUUGUGAAGAAUUUGGGAAAAAAUAUAAACUAGACAUAAAGUCCAAAAUUCGUGCACUGUUGAGAUUAUCUCAGGAAUGUGAGAAACUGAAGAAGUUGAUGAGUGCAAAUGCUUCUGAUCUGCCACUGAACAUAGAAUGCUUCAUGAACGAUAUUGAUGUCUCUGGAACUAUGAACAGGUAACUUAUUUUAAUUCAGUGUAUUCAUUUUUUUAAUCAUAUGAAUUCUGAGUGUCUCUGAAUGUCUUUCAUAGCUAAACCAAUGAAAUUGCUACUAGCCAGAUGGGCAGGGUAUAAAUAAAUUAUUAUUAGUAUUAUUAGUAUUAGUAUUUAUUUACAUAUAGCAAGAUGUGAUUUCCCCCCCGUCCCAACAAUGUACUUGGGGAUAUCACUAAUUCAAUGCUUAGAUUACCUAAAGCAAUAGAAACUCAUUCCAUAUUACAGAUUUAAGAUAAUAGAAAGAGGAAUGUUUGCCACAACCUGUUUUCAUCAUGGUUGAAUAUGUUGGAUGCAGCUCUCUAACCCUUUACUAGAACUGGGGCUGAAGCCUGGAAUAGGUGAAGUAGUAAUAAUUUCAAAAGAGGAGGUGGUUGCUGAAUGCAGACUUAGAUAGAAUUUUUUUCAAGAAUAACAAAAUUUAUAAUUGACUAACAAGUGCAAAUAUGAAAGAAAAUCUGUGUAAAAUGAGCUUAACACCACAAAAAUUUCUGUAAAGUAUAUGCUGGGUGUGAGGAUAAAUGUUAAAGGUGUGGAUCACCAAAGGGAGAUAUGAACCACAUUUCGUGGUUAUGGCCAGUGAUAGACACUUUUGGGGGAGGAACUGAUGAAUCUCACACAUGAACCUGUGGUAUACACUUUUGACAAUUUGCUUCCAUUAUUUAGGUGAUAAUCUUAAGCAGAAGAGUUAGUUUGGAGCUAAAUGAUUAAUUAGUAUAAAUUGAUUUAUGUGGGGUGUGUGUGUGUAUAUAAAUAAAAAAAAUGUGAAUUAUAUAUUUGUAGUGUUACAAUUUAGUAGAAUCCUGUACAAUAAAAAUAAAUCUAGGAUAAUAUCCAAUGCUGGUAAUAGUAAGAAAGAGUGUUAUUGGAAUCAAUAGAUUUAAAUAACUUAAGAUAAUUGAUUUCAGUAAGUGGGUGUACUUGAAUAUGACAUACCAUACUGUCCCAAAUAUAAGCCGCACUUUCCCCCCAAAUUCCGACCAUGAGAAGUUAAAGUGCAGCUUAUAUUUGCAACCUUUCGGUAUGCAACCAGGAGUGUGACUCUCCCCCCCCCCCCAUGCAGCCAGGAGCAGCGAGGAAGGGACCGGCUUAUAUUUGGGGUUUCUUUUUCUUUUUCUUUUCUCCCCUCCAAUUUUAAAGGCGCGGCUUAUAUUCGGGCCAGUACAGUAAUCAAUCACCAAUAACUGUAAAAUUCUUAACAUUGCUGCUACUUCUAAAUACACGUGGUGUCUUUACCCCUUUAAGUGCAACUUUGUAAAUUUUGGAGAGGCAGGAUUUAAGAGGCUGCAGGAAACAACUAUAUUUUAUUUUCUGCUUUGUUUUAAAGUAUAUUUUCAUAUUUUAACUCACCCACAGGAGCAAAUUCUUAGAGAUGUGUGAUGACCUCUUGGCCAGAGUUGAACCACCACUUCGCAGUGUUUUGGAGCAAGCUAGUAAGUGCCACUUUAACUCAAAGAUUAAAAUAAACAGGAAAGGAUUACACAAAGUAGUAUAAUAUAUGGAGGAUUGGUACAUUGAGUGUUCUAUAAUAAAAGCAGUAAUCUUUGUUUUAGAUGUCUUGUUAGCUUUUUGCUAGGCUGGCUUUGUAUCCUCAAGGUAAUGUUGUGGUUAACUCAUUUUAAAAAACUAAUAAUACAUAUAUUAAGGGGUUUUUUUUGUUUAUAAGAUUCUUUUAUGUUAGAACAAGAGUUAAACUUAAUAUAGACCAAGUGUUCUUCCUCUGAACUGUUGGAACAAUAACUCUCUUAGCCAUGAAGUCCACUUUCAUUGGCAACUGCUGCCCAGUUUACAGUAUGUGAACAGAGACUUUCUUGGUGCUAAUGAGUGGAUCCAGCUGGGAUGUUUCAGAGGUGUUCAUCUUCCAUUAGGGAACCUAUUCUCUUUGGAGAGACAGUAAAGCUAACUUGAUUUGUGUGUAUCAAGUAUAGCUGCAAUUCCAAAAUGCACUUGUAACUCACAUUUCAUCUGGUCAGAUUCUUCCAGCUCAAGUGAGUUCAGACUUUGAAUGUCUCAAGUGUCUUUUCUCUUUACAGAGUUAAAGAAGGAGGAUAUCUAUGCAGUAGAAAUAGUAGGAGGGACUACAAGAAUACCUGCUAUAAAAGAGCGUGUCAGUAAAUUUUUUGGUAAAGAGGUCAGUACAACUCUGAAUGCUGAUGAAGCUGUCACCCGAGGCGCUGCCCUGCAGGUAAGAGCAACUGUUGGAAUAUUGUAGACCUUUAUUCAGUGUUGAUUUGAUCCUAGUUUCUUCAGUGUUGAGACCUCUGGGUAUAGGGCGGUAUAUAAAUAAUAGUAAUAAUAAUAAUUAAUGUUGGAAGAAAUAUUAUACAUUUAAUUGAAAGGUAAUACAUUUAUUUCCUACCUCAUCAAGUGUGUUGUUUGUGUGGUUUGUUUUUAAAGGAAGUGCUGCUCAAGACACUCUACAUGCUUUUUUGCAGCUGAAAUCAGGCAACUUUUUUGGAUUUUCUAAAAAUCCAAUGUAUCUCAAUAGUUAGACUAAGUUUUUGGGAAUGCAAUACAAAUGGAAUCUACUUGAAAGUUAUUUUGAAAUCCUAGCUUAAAGAGGUCCACUUAACCACAAUAGCAGAUAGACAUUGUCAAAUCAAAUUAUAUUGGGGGGGGGGUUAAUAAACCAUCAGUGCUUUUAUAUUACAGCUGACCUGUGCUUUAAUAUUGCACAACUUAUUUUAAUGGUUUUUUUUCCCCUUUGCAGUGUGCUAUUCUAUCCCCAGCUUUUAAAGUGAGAGAGUUUUCUAUCACAGAUUUAGUGCCAUAUCCUAUUUCUUUGAAAUGGAAUUCCCCAGCAGAAGAAGGACUAAGGUAAAUAUUUAACACUUUAAAGUGCUUCUGAAGGACUAGCUACUACUGAGUCAUACCCAAUUCUAUACUAUUUUAUGUAGAUGUGCAUAUGGAAUAUUUGAAUACAAAAACUUCAAUCUCAGUUGUUUGGCUUAUAAUGAAACGUGCAAUAAAUUUAUUAUAAAUUGCUAUGAUUGUUGUAGGAUAUAACACAAACGUUUUCUGGGUCCACUAAACAUAGCUGCUCCUGUCUGAAAUGGCAGGGUAGCGUGUUCUUAAAUAGAUUAUAUAAAAAUGUACACUCAAAAUAACCUCCCUUCCUAUAGUGAUUGUGAAGUCUUCCCAAAGAAUCAUGCUGCACCAUUUUCCAAGGUCCUGACAUUCUACAGAAAGGAACCUUUCACGUUGGAAGCUUACUAUAGUUGUCCUAAGGAAUUGCCUUACCCAAAUCCUGCCAUAGGUAUGUAUGCAUAAGAAAGUAAUGUUGACUUUGUAAUAUAACUGGAGUGAGAGCCUAAUUGCAAGUUUCCCUCUAAUUUUGUUGGUGAGAUUCUUUUAAUAUUACUGCAGCUUCCAUUGUGCUUAGGAUUUGAAUGUGUUUAAACUGGGAACUAAUGUAAAUAUUAAUUUGGUGUAAAGAUGCCUACUAAAUGGAAAGGUAAAAGCUAUGUAAAGAUGAGUUUUGGAACCAGUUUUGUACUCUGUUGGGGAUGGGUAGGUGUUAAGUGCAUGCCAAGCUUCUCACUCAAAUCACAAAAUGUUUUGCUACUAUUAAAAUAGCACCAAAUGCUUGCUGUUAAGAACCACCUUAAAAUUACUGAAUUUACUUUUAAUAAAGUUUCUGUCUUAUUUUCCUGUUUAGCUCAAUUUUUAGUUCAGAAGGUAAUUCCCCAGAAGGAUGGAACCAGUUCAAAAGUUAAAGUUAAAGUCCGAGUAAACAUCCAUGGCAUUUUCAGUGUUUCAAGUGCAUCACUUGUAGAAGUUCAUAAAUCUGAAGAAAGUGAAGAGCCUAUGGAAACAGAUCAGCAUGCAAAAGAGGAAGAGGUAACUUCUAUUAAUUGUCAUAUGCCCUUGUUAGCCUAGCUUUUAGCAGUACAGUCGUACCUUCGCUUACGCAUCCCUCCACUUACAUAAACUUGGGGAUACGUAAGCGGCAAACCCAGAUUUUUGCCACAUGCGCAGAAGCAGUCCCUCUGAUUGCGGAAACCUCAGGAUCCAACCAGAGCUCCAGAAUGGAUCCUGUCUGCAACCGGAGGUACCACUGUAUCUUACCACUGAUAUGGGUUGUCCAGAAUAAUGAACUUCGCAAACACAGGAUUUGAAACAUUCCUUUAACAAGGAAUGCUGAAGUUGCUGACAAUGAACUUUGACUGCAUCUUCACAUGUUCAGUGAAAUAGACUAUGCAGCUGUCCCAACAACAUAAAUACAUUUAGGUAAAUAUAUAGGAAACUAGAAUGUACCCACAGGGAUGAGGAACCUGUGGCCCUCCAGAUGUUGCUGGACUGCAGCUCUAAUCAUCUCUGACCAUUGGCGCUGAUGGGAAUUGGAGUCCAGUAAAGGCCCAUAUUAUCCCCAUCCCUGAUGUACAUUUUUUUUUAAAAAACCCCUCAAGUUACUUGUAAAUACAAAACAAGCUUUUGAACCUUUUAAGCUAAGCAGCAAUCUGGAUUUCUAUAGUCAUAGCCUCCUCUUUGGCGUGUCUCCCUUCCUCCAGCUCCAAUAGUCUUUAAAAGCCAGAACAACACAUGUUAUUGUCAAACGUAUUGUGCUCUUGCUGAACAUUACUGUUAGGGGUAUGUGCUGCCUCUGAGCUUUAAAGUGCUUAGAGAAUUUGCUGAGAGAGGACUUUGACAAGUGCAGUAUGAGAAGUGAGUUCCUUCCUUUGCUCUGAAAUUGAGAGCUGCCUACUUUUCCGCCUUCCUUUAGUAGUGGAAGUUUAGAAAGAAACGCACUACAAGGACAUGAAAGAAAUUCAAUUGAUUUUCUGUCAGUCACAUUUAGUAAGAUCUGUUUCCUUGAUCUAUAUUCAAAGCUUUAUUCACUAAUUUCAGAAGAUGCAAGUAGACCAGGAAGAACAACAGAAGGAGCAACAGAAGACUGAGGAACACCAGCAACAAGCACAAGCUGAAAACAAGACUGAGGCUGAAGAAAUGGAGGUAAAAAUUGUGUGUUAAACUAAAAUGUGUUGACCAAUAGCCUCCCUAUCUUUGUGAGAAAGUUAGAACAUAUGCUAGACUAAACAGGCAUUUUUUCUGUUUACGUAUUACUUCAAAGAUAAAAAUACUUAACAGGACUUGGGACUUGAACAGUGGGACUUGAAUAACAGUGAUUUGUUUUAGUGUUGAGUUCUUCGUGAGAAUGCUGGUUCCCAACAUAGAAAAGCUUCAGUAAAAAGAACUUGAAACAAAUGUCUGGAAGCCACAAUUGAUUUGUCACAGUUUCUUUUUCUGUUUUAAUGCAGACAACUCAAACUGGAUCAAAAGAGAAGAAAACAGAUCAACCUCCUCAGGCUAAAAAGGCUAAAGUAAAGACUACGACCGUUGACCUUCCUAUUGAGAAUCAGUUGGUGUGGCAGAUAGGAAAGGAUAUGUUGAACUUAUUUAUUGAGAAUGAGGUAAGCACUAAUGUCAGUGGAGAAAAGUUUUUUACAAUUUACUGGUGGUUGAUGCUGAGGUGAGGGGAUCAUGUAAUAAAUCACAAAAGCACAAAGUAACCUUAUUUAAUUGAAACAAAAAUGUAAUAUGUUUCUGACAGGGCAAAAUGAUCAUGCAAGAUAAACUGGAGAAGGAACGGAAUGAUGCCAAGAAUGCUGUAGAGGAAUACGUUUAUGAAAUGAGAGACAAACUCUGUGGCGUGUAUGAGAAAUUUGUUAGUGAAGAGGUAAGUGCUUCUAAAAACAAGUGCUAUGAAAGUUAGGAUCUGACCUGUUCAUGCAGUAUCAGCAUUGGUGGCUUACAUAGUCCACUAAUCAGAGAACUUUCUCUAAAUCAUUGAUGGGCAACCUCUGCCAUAGUGGCUUAGUUUCCCCCAGCAUAGGUCCUAAUUUGGCCUAUGAGGUGGUUCCACCAAGUUAUGCCUACCUGCUACAUACAGGAUGUCAUGUGAGCUGAAGAUUCAUGUCACUUUAGUUAAGCUGAAAUGCAUUGUUCGUUAAAAAAAAAGUACCCACAAUUUGCUUUAUUUACACUUUUUCCCUAGGAUCGUAAUAGUUUCACUCUCAAGUUGGAAGACACAGAAAACUGGCUAUAUGAAGAGGGUGAAGACCAGUCAAAACAGGUUUACAUUGAUAAAUUGACAGAAUUGAAAGUAAGUGGGACUUCAAAAACUGUCAAACUUGACUUAGCUGAAACCUGACAUACAAGGGUCUAUCUGCAAUACAUGAAUGUUGCUUGUGCAUUGUAAUUACCGUGGGAAAACAUUCUGGCAGCUGGGGUGGAGAGUGAACUAGCUGUGCUAGGAUUAUACAGGCUCAUCCAGGUUGGCCAGAUUGUAUACAGCAUCCCUCCCAGCAUUUUAGGAGGGCAGUUCAGGGUACCCCUUCCUCCCCUGCUCCCACCCCACCUACCUUUCUCCAGUCGUCAGCCUCUGCAGCACCCAUCCUGUGCCAUGUUGGCAGAAGCAGUGCAGGCCUGGCCGACCUUCCAGCAGGCCACACCCAGCCUGCACCGCAUCUCUUGAUACGACGCAGAUCCAAGCACCCAUCUUGGGAUUGGGAACAGAAGCCAGGGCGGCUUCUGCCAAUCCGUCAUGUGCCAAAUAAAUCGGGACACUUGAGGGGUCUGAUACAGUAAACCUGCAACUCACACACAUUUAACAUGUGUGCAUUCAGCUUUGUGUGCAUGGUGAAAGACACAAGGUUGGAUUCAGUGAGUGGAGUUUUGGGGAAAAUGACAUUAGCAAUCCCACCCACAAUUGAACCCAAUGUGUUUUGUCUAUAUGCGAUUUUGGCUUUAAGCACGAUCUGCAGAACAUAACCCCUGGGUAAGUUGCAGGCUUACUGUAUAAAUGUUAACUUUAACAUGUAAAUUAUACACUUGUAAAGCAUUCACAACAAGCAUCUUGAAUCACCAGCUUUCCUUACAAGAUAUUAUAUUUAGAGCUUUUUUUCUGUGUUGCUACUACAGUUCUCUGCAGUCAAGACAUAAGCUGCUUUUGAAAUUAAUAUGCUUUGUCUUCAGUCCAAGUGUAACUCAUCUUACAAGUGUGGUUCAGAUCAAUAACUGUCUUGGUAAACUUCUCUUCAAUUCAGGCUGUGGGACAGCCUAUUCAGGCACGAUUUCAAGAAUCUGAAGAAAGACCAAAAGCCUUUGAAGAACUUGGAAAACAAAUCCAACUCUACAUGAAAGCUGUUCUUGCUUUUAAAGCAAAGGUAUCAUUAUCUUUUAUAUGACAAGUUAGUAUUUCAAAAUUGUCUUAAAUAUUUUCAGUAGUAAACUUUAAGGCAGAAAUCCUUUUUCCUUUUCAGGGCCUUACAGGAUAAAUUUUCAGGUGAUGGUUGCUAUGCUUGGAAAUUGUAGUCUCUUCACAUAGCAAACAAGCAGAUUUACUGCUUAUCCUCCCUCUUAACUUGAUAUGUUUUAAUCAGUAGAGCAUGAUAUAGUGCUCUUCUGUUAAGUUUAUUUGUUUAGUAGACCACCAGGCUUCAUUCAUUCAGAUUAUUUCGUCAGACUGAGCCUAAAGUUUUUUUUAUUAUUUACCAAAAGGAGGAAGUGUAGAAUAGCAUUACUCUACAAAGUCACAUUUCACUACUAAAAAUUUUAGGAUGAACAGUACGACCACUUAGAUCCUGCAGAAGUGGCCAAAGUGGAGAAGAGUGCAAAUGAUGCAAUGGAAUGGAUGAACAACAAACUCAAUCUUCAGAACAAGCGAAGCCUGUCUUUGGAUCCUGUUAUCACAGCUAAGGAAAUUGAAGCAAAAACAAAAGUAAGUAAUAAUUUGGAAACUGCAGGGGAAUGAUGAAGUUAAGAACCUACGGAGCUGCCGUCUUAUAUGAAAUCAGAUCAUUGGUCUCGUUUAGCUCAGAACUGUCUGUACACAGAUUCUGUCAAGCAUUUUGGACAGCAGUAUUUCCCAACUUUACCUGGAGAAGCUGGAGCAUUUGAUAUGCAAAGCAGGUUCUUUACCACUGAGCUACAGUCACUCCCCAUAAAUUGAGUUAAACUAGUGUUGCACAGUGCCUUUAAUUAGUAUAUUAAUAUUCUUGAAUUUUCUACAACUGAGAGAAUUGCAUAAGUUAUUGUACAUUCUGAUUUAGUUGGUCCAUUCACAUAUAUUUUCCAGCUGUUUUCUUAACCUUAUGUUAUGGUUUAUUUAUUGACCACUUUUUGUCCCAAAGCCCUCCAAAGCGGUGAACAGUGUAUUAAUUCAUAUCCUGCCCACUGCAAACAUACAGCUGCUCCAGCUUCUCACCUAGGAGCAAGCCAACACACAACUAUGUUAUUAUUUAACAAAUUCAUAAACUGCUUCAGAGCAUGAAGUCAUCAGUGUAGAAGAUAAAAAUGGAAUAAAGCACAAAACCACAAGCUCUAAAAGCAAUAAAAAGUAUAACGAUCUAAAAACAAUAAAACUAUCUCUGCAGACAUACAAUUAAUAAUCUGUAAAAGAAACCACUCACCCACAUGGCUCCCUCACACUUCUCCCACCCCAAAGGAGACACCCAAAGCUGGUGGUGACCAGCUGGCAAUUGUGACCUCCAAAAACUAGGCUUCCCUGCCUUCCUGCUCCCCCCCCCCCCAAAAAAAAAGAUGUAUUGCUGUGGCAAAACCUUCCAGCCACUUCAGGCUGUUUUUCUCCAGGUACUGCAGAAAGAGGCUAGGGAAGUUAAUGUUGGUAUCUAGCUGCCAGCCAUGGUCCUGCUACUGCUACAUUUUGGAGAGCAACCUUAACAUAACUUUACUUAAUUUCCUGGUGUGAUGUGCUCUGGUUCUUUCAUUUUAGGAACUGAUCACUAUGUGUAAUCCUAUAAUCAACAAACCUAAACCCAAGGUGGAACUUCCAAAAGAGGAUCAAAAGCCAGCAGAACAGAAUGGUCCAGUAGAAGGCCAGGGGGAUGGCUUCGGAGCGUCUCAGACUACAGAACAGAGUACUGAUUCAACAGCCCAAACAUCUACAGAAAAGAAACUUCCUGAAAUGGACAUUGAUUGAAUCACAGUUCCUUGUUUAUAUUAGAAACUACAAUAAAGCUUUAAGUUUGUCAACUUUAUUAUGUUCUGAGUAUAAACGGGGAGCCAAGUGAGAGCUGCAGCUUCUCACACUAACUCUUUUUAGAUCAGAUUGGUCAGUAUAAAGCAUCUUGACUCUUGGGUAGCUUAAUUAAAUGGUCAGAUAGGUUCUUUCUUUUGCCAUGACUUUAAAAGCCCACCAGUAACCACUUAGAUUUGCAAAAACAGUCACAGGUGAUCAUUUUAAAAGCGUGAGGAUAACAGGAAGAUAAUUUUGUUCUAAUCUGCCACUAGGUUUCUAUUGUGAAUUGCAGCAGCUGCAUUUAUAAGUAUUGAUAGACAAGUUCCAGAAGUGUUUGCAGUUCUGGUUUUAUUGCACAAGAGUAAUAUAGCAAAAUACAAGUUUGUGAUCUGUCUACAAUUACAGAGGCAAUAAUGGCAUGUUUCCUAGCUGGAAGUAUAAUUCAUUUCACAUUGUGCCAUUGAUAAGUUAUGUGAGGUAUAUGGCGCCAUGGAUCAGAUUACAUGUUUGUGCUAAAUUCAAAGAAUUGAAAAGGCUGGAGUGUUUUUUCCAGUUCAUGUCCGCACUCCAUUAUUGAUGUCCUGGGCAUUGUAUCAGAUUGUUUAUCUGAUAUGCAGAGUAGCAAAUAUAUACCUAAACCUGCUAUUAGAUAUGCAAAAAUGUAUACUCAUGGUAAAGUCGCCCCAGCUAUAUGAAAUGCUGUAUAAAUUUCUGUCUCUAGUUGAAGUAGUUGCUUAUGCGGGGGGAAAGAGGAUACUGCUUGCUGUCCACACUUCUGGAUAAUUCUGAUUGUUAACCCUGAAGAGGAUAUUUGCUUCCUUCAUUUUGGAAGUGCUUAGCUUUAUCUUCUGGGCAAAACAAGAAGUCUGACAGUUUCUCUCAUGUGCUCCUCUACACUUUGGCUGUUUUGCUUCUAGUAUUGAUAAUUGUCAUAUAAACUUGUAUGUGUUGAAAUAGGAAUGGAUACAUCCAUACACAUUGCAAGAAAUAAAUGCACUGGAUUGUACUGGAUUUUUUAAAACCCAUUUAUUGGUGAAAGACACAGGUUGGAUUCAGCAAUCUGCCAACAAAAGGGGGUGAGCGGAAGCCCACUUUUCUGUUCCCCUGAAGUUCGGGGAAUCCUGAUAAGUGGUGUAGGGGGUAUUGCAGAAAAGUGAGCAGGUGCAGGGUCCUUUGGUCCUCUAGGAGGGGAAGAUAAUUUUGGGAAGCUGUAGGGACUGGCAACAGGAGGCAGGGGAAGAAAUGUCAGCUUCUGCUUGCCUCCCUCUAUUGCCAAAUCUCUCAAAAAAAAAUUUAAUCUCAAGAGAUCUAUGAGUUUAGUCCAGUCUUUUUGCAAAUAGCUUCUUGUAAAGCAAGAAAACACUACCACACAACUGAGGUGGAUUGUUUUAAGAAAGUAACAUUCUUUCAUCAGUUAAGUCAUACCUUAAAAUCACACAUGGAUCAAACAAUCUGUUCCGUUAGUUUAGACUAAACUGGUACUCUGCUACAGCAAAGUAUUGUGUGCUAGUAUCAAAGUGGUUCUUUAACAUGCAGAAGUCCAUUUUUUACCUCUGGAAAUAUCCAACUUUUAGUUAAAACAAAAAUCAUUGAUUAUGGGCUAAGAAAAGACUCCAGAGAUCACCUUGAGUCUAAAUGACAACUCAGAAUAUUAUUGCUGUUUUUUUCUACCUGUUCAUCAACUGCUGCCUGUAAUUGACUGGGCAACCCUUCUACUGAAAUAAAAGCUUUAGGUCUAUGAUGCCCCAUUGUUUUGUCAGCUUUUAUUUCAUGGGGGGGGUGGGAAAUAGUGCAAGUUUCCUUAAAUCUGAAAAAAAAACACCAUUUGCUUUUCAUGUGCAUGAAAUGAUGAAAUCAGUACUGCUGUACAUCUAUACAAAUAUUUAAUCUUACCAUAUUUAUGUAUGGGCUUGUAUGUAAUGUUAGAGCUAAAUAGGGUGUGUUCUUCCCAAGUGUUUCAGAAAUUUGGAAAGGGUAAGAGAGGUAGAACCAAACUGGAAUGAAGGGGAAUAUUUAAUGUGGGAAAAGACAACAUAUGCAAGGGAAGAAAAAGGUGGGAGUAUAAACAUACAAGGUGCUGGUAAAAGGAAUGGGAAGUCAUGGGGAAAUAGCUGAUAUACAAGGUUGCAGCAAUAGAAUAAAGCAUCUUAAGGUGUAAAGGUUUGCUUAGGAACAGUAUGCUGCUUUCAGCAUGUUGCUUAAGAAGGCAAAAGGAGCAAAAAAAAGGGGGGUUCCUCUUUAUUUCAGAAAUGUUUUUAGGUGCAGGGUUAAUAUUUUUUUCUCCGUGAUCCAGUAAAAUUCUGGGGGUGAGAAUCCUGAGGGCAUGAAGUUUACAGUAAUCCAAUGGCAAAAGUUUCCUGCAGUCAGCUGCUUCUCCUAUGGAGAAAUAGUACUAACUGAAAUUACAUCUAUUUUCACAGAUCCUUUUGCAAUGAAGUCCAACUCAUUAUUUCCACCUUUUCAGUAGUAUUCAUUUCAUUACAACUACUGUAUGCAUCUGGUGUUUUGAUACCCUUAUAAUCUGUGGAG